Lepus europaeus (European hare) is the source of this 2091-nucleotide messenger RNA. It is a transcript of the gene SLITRK1, whose product is annotated as SLIT and NTRK like family member 1. Gene Ontology annotation, molecular function: protein binding. Gene Ontology annotation, biological process: positive regulation of synapse assembly; regulation of presynapse assembly; axonogenesis. The coding region runs from base 1 to 2091 and encodes 696 amino acids. NCBI's taxonomy places the organism in Eukaryota, Metazoa, Chordata, Mammalia, Lagomorpha, Leporidae. The record is from RefSeq and is a predicted model, not a curated record. Gene Ontology annotation, cellular component: postsynaptic density membrane; glutamatergic synapse; GABA-ergic synapse. The transcript has a single exon.
AUGCUGCUUUGGAUUCUGUUGCUGGAGACGUCUCUUUGUUUUGCCGCUGGAAACGUUACAGGGGACGUUUGCAAAGAGAAGAUCUGUUCCUGCAAUGAGAUAGAAGGGGACCUACACGUAGACUGUGAGAAAAAGGGCUUUACAAGUCUGCAGCGUUUCACCGCGCCGACUUCUCAGUUUUACCAUUUAUUUCUGCAUGGCAAUUCCCUCACUCGACUUUUCCCCAAUGAGUUCGCUAACUUUUAUAAUGCGGUGAGUUUGCACAUGGAAAACAAUGGCUUGCACGAAAUCGUGCCUGGGGCUUUCCUGGGUCUGCAGCUGGUGAAAAGACUGCACAUCAACAACAACAAGAUCAAGUCUUUUCGAAAGCAGACUUUUCUGGGGCUGGACGAUCUGGAAUACCUCCAGGCUGAUUUUAAUUUAUUACGGGAUAUAGACCCGGGGGCCUUCCAGGACUUGAACAAGCUGGAGGUGCUCAUUUUAAACGACAAUCUCAUCAGCACCCUACCUGCCAACGUGUUCCAGUAUGUGCCCAUCACCCACCUCGACCUCCGCGGAAACAGGCUGAAAACGCUGCCCUACGAGGAGGUCUUGGAGCAAAUCCCUGGCAUUGCCGAGAUCCUACUCGAGGAUAACCCUUGGGACUGCACCUGCGAUCUGCUCUCUCUGAAGGAAUGGCUGGAGAACAUUCCCAAAAAUGCCCUGAUCGGCCGAGUGGUCUGCGAAGCCCCCACUAGACUGCAGGGGAAAGACCUCAAUGAAACCACCGAACAGGACUUGUGUCCUUUGAAAAACCGAGUGGAUUCUAGUCUCCCGGCGCCCCCUGCCCAAGAGGAGACCUUCGCCCCUGGCCCCUUGCCAACUCCCUUCAAGACAAACGGGCAAGAGGAUCAUGCCACCCCAGGGUCUGCUCCGAACGGAGGCACAAAGAUCCCAGGCAACUGGCAGAUUAAAAUUCGACCUACGGUAGUGACAGCGGCGGGGGGCGCCAAAAGCAAAGCCCCAGCCAACCGCCUGCCCUGCCCCGGGGGCUGCAGCUGCGACCACAUCCCAGGGUCGGGUUUGAAGAUGAACUGCAACAAUCGGAACGUGAGCAGCUUGGCUGAUUUGAAGCCCAAGCUCUCCAACGUGCAGGAGCUUUUUUUGAGAGACAAUAAGAUCCACAGCAUCCGAAAAUCUCACUUUGUGGAUUACAAGAACCUCAUCUUGUUGGACCUGGGCAACAACAACAUCGCCACUGUAGAGAACAACACUUUCAAGAAUCUCUUGGACCUCAGGUGGCUGUACAUGGACAGCAACUACCUGGACACGCUGUCCCGGGAGAAAUUCGCUGGACUGCAGAACCUGGAGUACCUGAACGUGGAGUACAACGCGAUCCAGCUCAUUCUCCCUGGCACUUUCAACGCCAUGCCCAAACUGAGGAUUCUCAUUCUCAACAACAACUUGCUGAGGUCCCUACCCGUGGACGUGUUCGCUGGGGUCUCGCUGUCUAAGCUCAGCCUGCACAACAAUUACUUCAUGUACCUCCCGGUGGCAGGGGUGCUGGACCAGCUAACCUCCAUCAUCCAGAUAGACCUCCACGGAAACCCCUGGGAGUGCUCCUGCACCAUUGUGCCUUUCAAGCAAUGGGCAGAACGCCUGGGCUCCGAAGUGCUGAUGAGCGACCUCAAGUGUGAGACGCCGGUGAACUUCUUCAGGAAGGAUCUGAUGCUCCUCUCCAACGAUGAGAUCUGCCCGCAGCUGUACGCGAGGAUCUCGCCCACGCUAACUUCGCACAGUAAAAACAGCACCGGGUUGGCGGAGACCGGGACGCACUCCAACUCCUACCUAGACACCAGCAGGGUGUCCAUCUCCGUGUUGGUCCCGGGACUGCUGCUGGUGUUCGUCACCUCCGCCUUCACCGUGGUGGGCAUGCUCGUGUUUAUCCUGAGGAACCGAAAGCGGUCCAAGCGAAGGGAUGCCAACUCCUCGGCGUCCGAAAUCAACUCCCUACAGACAGUCUGUGACUCUUCCUACUGGCACAAUGGGCCUUACAACGCCGACGGGGCCCACAGAGUGUACGACUGUGGCUCGCACUCGCUCUCAGACUGA